AUGAUUGACAUUCUAAAGAUCACUUUAGAGGAUCUUGAUAAACUCCAACGGGAGAUCUCAAAAUUUAUGGAUUUUUUGAUUAGUAUACAGGACAUUGUGGCUGAGGUCAAAGACGGCGAUGACCGUGUCUUGAUAAAGGACCUUACUGCGAAAGAUAUUGACGACAUGAAUGACGACCCACAGUUAAAGAAAGAUUAUCUUCGAGAUGUUUCCCUUAUGAAAGAGAGACUUUCCAUCGCAUCCAGGGCAACUGGACUAUACACUGAGCUUUCAGAUAAGUUCAUACUUCCUGCCAUCGACUGGGUGGGUACAUUGUCCACUCUCAACUUGUCCGAUGAGGCUUAUGGAGAAAUGGAGCUUCAAAUCAAUGCCAAACGAUUGGAGUUGUCAGAAGGAGCUGAGCAGUUGGUUACGAAGCGGGUUGCUGAAAUUGGCAUUGAACUCAAGGCCCGCUGUCCCCAGGCAAUUGUUACUGAACUCGCGGACGAUGAUUCAGAGGAAUUCGAAGAACGUGUUAACACCCAAGUCUGA
Messenger RNA from Fusarium mangiferae, 531 nucleotides. RefSeq lists its product as uncharacterized. Bases 1 to 531 code for a protein of 176 amino acids. The transcript has 3 exons. The record is from RefSeq and is a predicted model, not a curated record. NCBI's taxonomy places the organism in Eukaryota, Fungi, Ascomycota, Sordariomycetes, Hypocreales, Nectriaceae.